AGUCACAUGUGUGACGAUACGCGUUGGGAUUGGAGCGCUGGACAACCCCUAGCAUCCGACGGACGUAGUACGAGUUCGCUACUCGUGGAUUUAUGCCAUUAAUACCGACUUAAAUAUUUCAUGAUGUCAGAUCCUGCGAGUGAAUGUGUACCUCCUCGAUAUGAGACUCUAAUGAGCAGCACUCCAUCUGCAGUCCCAUCUGCUGUCCCAGUGUCAAAUGUGCCCGUGGCAUCUUUCUUUCAGAACGUCAGUCCUCCGCCCCCCACGUUCUACAUCCCUCCUUCAACCCAGACCUGGAGUGUCCCUACUGGGGCACCACAAUGGCAGCUGUCCGCCAUCAUACCCCAAAAUAUGGAACCAUCUGCACCAUUUUUCCAAACAUUUCUGAAGGGUAAACCAAAGGCUCUGGGAAUUCUGGUCAUUGUGGCAGCCAUCUUGGAGAUUGGCCUUGGCAUUGCAUUGUGCUUCACCCUCUUUACUAUCACGCUUCCAAGUGGCAUUUCUUUUUGGGGCCCGGUGUUUUACAUCAUUGCUGGAUCUCUGACACUUGGCGCUCAGAAAAAACCCAAUAUCUGCUUGAUCAAAGGCUCUCUGGGACUGAACAUCAUUAGCUCUAUUUUCAGCAUGGUAGCUCUGAUCCUAAACAUUGUCGAUUUGGGAAUCCUGCAGUGCUACAGUUACGGUUACUAUUACUAUAACUAUAACUAUAACUCUAACUCUAACUAUGAUUACUAUUAUAAUGAAGCUCAGAAGAAAUGCCAACAGCAACUUAGUGGUGGUUAUGCUGUUCUUUCUCUACUACUGCUGAUAAAUUUGCUGCUCUUCUGUGUCACCAUUUCCACCUCUGUUUUUGAUUGCCGGUCUCUCUCAAAAGUACAAAAUGUCACCCAGGUGUUCAUGUUACAGAAUGAUGUCGUCCUUGCCAUGAAUCCUGGUGCCGUUCCCGUUUCCAUUCCAUACCCUGUAACCACCACUUAUGCUCAUCCACCACCGCAGCCACCGGCAUAUACGGUCAACGUAGUUAAAGCUUUACCAGAUCAUUAAUAAAGAGCACCUGUCGUAUACAUAUUAUAUGGCUCUGAUCAGCUUUCUAAUGAA
This is a messenger RNA of Rana temporaria (common frog), 1098 nucleotides long. RefSeq names its product membrane-spanning 4-domains subfamily A member 4A-like. The coding region runs from base 121 to 1044 and encodes 307 amino acids. Lineage: Eukaryota; Metazoa; Chordata; Amphibia; Anura; Ranidae. The transcript is spliced from 7 exons. Gene Ontology annotation, cellular component: membrane. The record is from RefSeq and is a predicted model, not a curated record.